Penicillium canescens is the source of this 1071-nucleotide messenger RNA. RefSeq names its product translation initiation complex factor eIF1A. The transcript has 2 exons. Gene Ontology annotation, molecular function: RNA binding; translation initiation factor activity. NCBI's taxonomy places the organism in Eukaryota, Fungi, Ascomycota, Eurotiomycetes, Eurotiales, Aspergillaceae. The record is from RefSeq and is a predicted model, not a curated record. Gene Ontology annotation, biological process: translational initiation. The coding region runs from base 107 to 556 and encodes 149 amino acids. Gene Ontology annotation, cellular component: cytoplasm.
CGCUUCUCUGGUCAUCCUCGAUCAGGCCUCUUUAGAUCUUGAUUGAUCUGCAGGAAAAAACACAACAAGUGAGAUUCGACCCAGGUGAAGGUCGCACACAACCACCAUGCCCAAGAACAAGGGAAAAGGUGGUAAGAACCGUCGUCGCGGAAAGAACGAGAACGACAACGAGAAGCGUGAGCUUGUCUUCAAGGAAGAAGGCCAGGAGUAUGCUCAGGUUGUGAAGAUGCUUGGCAACGGUCGUCUCCAGGCCGUGUGCUUCGACGGCGAGAGCCGUCUUGCCCACAUUCGUGGCAAGCUCCGCAAGAAGGUCUGGAUCAACCAGGGUGACAUUAUCCUCCUCUCGCUCCGUGACUACCAGGACGAGAAGGGUGAUGUUAUCAUGAAGUACACCGCCGACGAGGCCCGUUCUCUCAAGGCCUACGGCGAGUUGCCCGAGCACGCCAAGAUCAACGAGACCGAUACUUACGGCGCCGAGGGUAUCGAAGACAACGUCGAGUUCGACGAGGACCGCGAGAGCGAGGACGGCCAGGAGAUCGAUGUCGACGACCUCUAAGGUCACCCCUUGCCAUCCCCAGAGUUCGAUGCUCUGCCCUGCAAGAAUGCCCCGGAAACGUCUCUCGGUGUUCUCCAUGUUCGCCAACGCCAUCCCCUCAUACUCGCCGCUGUUGGUCUAGUGUCGUGGCUACCUUAUCCCGAUCAUCUCUGCCUACUUGACACGCGAGACCCCUUCGGUUUACGAUCAUCUCCGUACGUUCGCUUGAACGGAUAUCAAGAGCAUCACAACCUUCUCAGUCUUCGACGCUGCUCUCAACCCCGGCUCUGCAUGAGGCAAGGGAAUCCCCACACUGGCGCUACUGUGACAAUUUUCCAGGGCUCGAAGCCAUCGAACAGAGGAAUCUCAGGUUUUGUCUAUCGGCGAUUAUGGUUUUUUAGGUGGAUCCUCAAUUCCAUUGUCGUUUUUGCAAAUACCUAGGAUCAGAUACAGAGGACUCAAAAUAGUUGCAAGACACAUAAUGAACCUGUGUGCUUGUUUCUUUGCAAUGCGUUGCAUGCGGCGCAUUUGCUCUG